CAAGUGCUGCGCUCCGCCCGCCCGCGAGGGGGCGCCGGACGGUCCGCGCCACCGAGUGGGCGGACUCGCGUGGUGGGCGGGAAGCGGGAAGCGGAAGAGCGCGUGCGUGCGGAGCGGGGCUCGGCGGCAGGAGUUCCGCACCAUCCAGACCUUCUCAGGAGCCUACGUACACACGCUGCGGGCAGCGCUGCCCGAAGCCGAGCUGCUGCGGAGCUUGGGCCGGCUGGGCUACGUGCGGCUGGACGAGCGCCGCCUCGCCGUCUCCCGGCUGCCACCGGGCACCGAGCUGGCUGCUGCUGCCUGCGGCUUCCUUGCCUGCCGGCUGGAGUGUGAGAUCCUGGCCGACGUGCUGCUGCGGCUGCAGCCGCGCCUGCCGCGCGCCGAGGAGCUGCUGGGUGCGCGCCGCGCCACCAGGGACGCGGAGGCCUGCGUGGUGAUGCUGCGAGAAGGCUGCGAGGACGGCAGGGAUCCCUACCGGGACAUACCAGACAGCCCCGAGGAUCUCUAUUUCGAGAGGCCGGACAGCCCCGAGGAUGGCGGGGAGCGAGACAUCAGUCCCCCAGCGCUGAGCUCCAAGCUGCAGCAGGACCCCGUGGGGCUGCAGGGUGCACGGGACGUGCUCAGGAGUAGCUGGGACCUCUGUGAACGUAGUGAGCGCGGGCAGGAGCCGCUCCCCUCCGCAGGUGUCCCUAAGCCGGACGCAUCCUCCUCCUCCUCCUCUCGCUUCUUCCUGGAGCAGCAGCAGAGGGAGGUGGGCAGCGGCCCCCCGUUGCUCUGCCCUGUGCUGCUGCCCCCCGGGGAGCCCCCCCCAAGCAGCCAUGCCGGGGUUCUGCCACCUGCUGCCCCACAGCAAGUACCUGAGCUUCCUUCCUACCAGCUGCACUCAUGCCUGCGGCAGGGCACGCUGCCUGCCUACUGCUGCACCACCUGCCAGCAGCUGCAUGCCGGGACCUGCGCGGCCGGGCUGGCUUGCCGCAGCCGGCACCGUGGGCAGGAGCUGCGCUGUGAGCGGCAGCAGCGCCUCUGGCUGCAGCGCACGGAGGUGGACAUGCUGCUGGCUGACAGCACCAACCCCCGGCCCUAGCGUGGCACUUCAGCUUGAAGGGACGCUGCUUCUGCUGCUUGCCCCUUGGCCUGAGGGACACUGAACUCAGUCCCACGCUCCUACCAAGCCCUCAGAUGUAGCAGGGCAGUGCAGGGAGGUGAGAGCUGCGAGGACUGGUCCCUGCUCUGGUUCCUCCUGUAAAUGGCUCGCUGCAUCCCAGUAAAGCGUGGCUGCCUCAUGA
Molecule: messenger RNA, 1286 nt
Organism: Numida meleagris (helmeted guineafowl)
Lineage: Eukaryota; Metazoa; Chordata; Aves; Galliformes; Numididae
Gene: SPATA2L
Product: spermatogenesis associated 2 like
Exons: 3
Coding region: 437-1084 (215 amino acids)
Cellular component (GO): cytoplasm
Source: RefSeq, a predicted model, not a curated record